This is a messenger RNA of Didymodactylos carnosus, 2545 nucleotides long. The record is from the annotation of a GenBank genome assembly. Lineage: Eukaryota; Metazoa; Rotifera; Eurotatoria; Philodinida; Philodinidae.
ACUGCAAGCAGUUUUUGCAAAGCUAAGUUUAUGUGUUCGAAUCUCUUUUCGUGCAAAACUGAUUUUGUGUUUUUCGAUAGUUUUAGUUUAGAAUACUAUAAUGGAAUAUUUUUCCGCUUGUAUUCCGAAAUUUUUCUGAGAAUCUGAAAGUUUCUGGAAGUCUCUCUUUUUGGUAGGAGUGAUCACUGUGGUGGUAUCCACAAAGUUAGGCGCUUUUUCGCUGGAAAAGUAGAAUAUUACGGGUAAACCAGAAGUUAACGUCAAGUUGGUAUCAUUUGGUGAGUUUUGCUAAUCAUUGUGUGAUUUACACACUUAGACUUAGGAUAUACCCUAAUUGUCGAAUAAUUUUGAGCUGGAGACGUGUUGACACCAUAGAUUCGUUCUUCGAAACACAUGAAACAACUGAAAAUGGCUGUUUAUGUAUUUUCAAACAUGGUGAUCAUAAUCAUCAAACUAGUUUUUCAUUUUCUACCCUUGUUCUGCUGAAAAACCCAAUCAUAAAGUCUUUUAAAUGUAUUUAAAACUUUUACACACUGAUAUUAACCAUCUAGGGAAACAAUAUUUUUUUUAAUAUAAAAUGAACGACUAUGCCAUUUAUACUCUUUGACACACUGUGUUUUUUACAGUGCAAGACUCUCAUUUAAGUGUUUGUUUCCUAUGAUGAAUUUUUUUAACUGAAUAUUUUAUAGGCAUUACCAUGAAGAAAAAAGUCUAAUGAUGUGCGUCCAAUGGGGGACGUCUCAGAUCGUUUUUGAUGCAUGAACAAAGAAAAAAAAUUUGCAUCUAAUAAGAAUACUUGUAGUUGAUAUAAGCUUUAUUCUGUCGGAAUACAAGUGGAAAAAUAUUCCAUUAUAGUAUUCUAAACUAAAACUAUCGAAAAACACAAAAUCAGUUUUGCACGAAAAGAGAUUCGAACACAUAAACUUAGCUUUGCAAAAACUGCUUGCAGUUCUUGAAAGUGUGCUUCAUUCCAUCACGAAUGUUGACAAAACUUGAUCUGCGACACAGUUUUUAAUAACUAAUUAAGUUAGGAAAACGCUUUUGUAAUUAAAAUGGAUAUUCGACCAAGAGGAGAGUGAAUUCUAGUCACGUUCAAAAUUUCUUAGUUUGGACUAGUUACUGGGAAAACUUGAUGAUCAAAAAUAACUGUUUGAGUAUGGUGGACACUUUCAUUAAGGAAAAUCAUACUAAUGCAAGACGAACUACAUUCUCUGAACAUUUUACUCAAAUCUAACAAUGUCAUUGAAUAGCUUUAUCAACUUUCAAAUGUAUUUUACAUGACAUGACUGAGGAUGUAUAAAACGGAAGUUACAACAAGUUUGUAAAGGAUCUAAUAUUAUCAUAUUAUUGAAUGACAUUGAUGAUGUACAGUAAUUAAAUGGUUUUCUGGGUUUUUUUUUUUAUACAAAAAAAAAUUGGUUAGUCUAUUAAUAAACAAUGUAUAUCGAAAAAGAAAAAAAAAAAACUGUUCUUUUACUACGAAAAAAAAAUGACAUAAUCAAUAUGCAAUCUAUCAUAUUUAUUAUUCCUCUCUUUCUCCUUCUCUUAAACUACUUCUACUAUAUACGUCGUUAUCUUCACUUGAAGAAGAUCAUGCAAGUUUAUCGAGUUAAAUAAACAAAGAAUAUGAUGGGAUUCUUUUCUAUUUUUUUGCUACAUGCCAUUACUGUAUACAUAUAAAGAAACAGUAACUUCUGGUUUAUUUUAACAGUUCACUGAUACGCAAUAUCAAGCAUAGUAAUGUUCUCAUCUGGUUUAUUUCUAGUUAAGUGGUCAAUCUGAUUAUUUAUCGCAUAAACAAGCAGCAUUAAUUUCAGUUGGUUUAAAUUCAAUUAAUCGUAGUUGUUCAAAUAUUAUUGUUUUAUCUUCAAGUAUUUCACGUUUAACAUGUUCUCGUUGUCAAUUGUCGUCGAAUAUAAAUUCACGAGAAAUAAUAAUGACGGAUGCAGCCACUAAUACGUCAAGUCACGAAGAUGAAUUAGAUGUUCAUGAACGCGGAACAUUAUUGAGACCACGUCAUUAUCAUUACGAAAGUACUCGUCAAAUGUCGUCAAAUAACAACUAUCAUUUUGAACCUAUUGACAGCGAUAUUCCAAAUGCAUCCAACACAACUACCGCUACAACGACAACAACAUCAGCCAAUAGUAAAACUCAUCUCAUAAAACCAGUGCCAUAUUUACGUAAACCAUCACAUCAUCUAAAUUAUAACGAAGUCAAUCGUCAACCAAUAACAACCACCAUCACAACAACAAAACGUCCAUAUUCCUACGCACAUUCGGAAAAUUUAUUACGAAAUUCAUCAUCUGAUCUAAAUAAUCAAGGAGCAGGACUAUUAUCAUCGACUGACUUUGAAAAUAAUACUAAAAACAGUACAACAAAUAAUAAUACUCAUAUUUAUUCAGACAUGAAAAGAUCAAUAACGACAGAUACAUUACAAAUGAAAUAUGGUGAUACAUAUGGACGAAGAUUGCAUUAUUUUCCGAGCACACAAGAUGUUUUAGAUGCGCUAAAACGUUGCUCACAUGAUAAAGAAUCAUUUGUAUGA